UACGCAAUUCUACGCAAUAAUAGAAGGGGCCAUAUAGGAGCAUACAUUACCGAGCAAGUGAUUAACAAGGAUGACCAACUAGAGAUGGCAGGAAUUAGAUAUAAAGAUGAUUUGUACGGGGUACAAGCUACAAUAAAUGUGUACCAGCCAAAGGUGAAGAAAGAUAGCAAGGAUAUUAGUCAAUCAGGGAUACUAAUAGACAAUGGACCAAAGGGUCAUGAAGAAGGUGUAGGAGUUUGUUAUUCGGUAGCUCCAAGCAUCAAUGGAGAUAGCUUUGUGAUAUUUCAUGUUGUUUGGCGUGAUGGCAAACUACACAAGCCCUGCUACGAUCACGUAUGUCCUGAUUUUGUACAAGUUAGUCAACGUGUUGGUCUUGGAGGAAGAUUAGUUCCUGUUUCAGUCUACAAUGGACCACAAUAUGUGAUAGACAUUUUCACUUUCAAGGACCCAAAAACGGUGAAUUGGUGGGUGAUGUAUGGUGAAGAAAAGACACCGAUUGGAUAUUGGCCAAGUUCACUCUUCUCUCACAUUAAAGAUAAAGGAGUUGCUUCAUACUGGGGAGGUUUUGUUCAGGGUCCAACAACUUCAUCUGACUCUCCACAAAUUGGUAGUGGGCAUUUUGCCUCUGAAGGGUAUGGAAAGGCAGCUUUUGUGAGAAAUAUCCAGAUUGUUGACAACAACAACAAGCUUGUUACUCCAAAUAGUCACAAAUAUCUUCUUGGAACUAGUGAUAAAACUAAAUAUAGUAUUGAUGGUUUUAAAGUCGAUAACCAUGGAAUGCAUAUGUACUAUGGUGGACCAGGUAAUUUAGUCUAAGAAUGUACUCUACAAACAACAAUAAAUUGUCAAUAUACUUCUCAAGUUGAACCUUUACAUAAUUACUCGGAGUUGGAAUAUAUUCAAGUGUUUAUUAUGAUGAGUAGGCGAUGAGCAGAAGACAAAAUAACAUGGAUACUUUU
Molecule: messenger RNA, 959 nt
Organism: Hordeum vulgare subsp. vulgare (domesticated barley)
Lineage: Eukaryota; Viridiplantae; Streptophyta; Magnoliopsida; Poales; Poaceae
Exons: 4
Coding region: 85-816 (243 amino acids)
Source: RefSeq, a predicted model, not a curated record